This is a messenger RNA of Mus musculus (house mouse), 17439 nucleotides long. RefSeq names its product TRAF2 and NCK interacting kinase (gene Tnik). Gene Ontology annotation, molecular function: protein serine/threonine kinase activity; protein serine kinase activity; protein kinase activity. Gene Ontology annotation, cellular component: recycling endosome; cytoplasm; nucleus. The transcript has 32 exons. The record is from RefSeq and is a predicted model, not a curated record. Bases 9400 to 13359 code for a protein of 1319 amino acids. NCBI's taxonomy places the organism in Eukaryota, Metazoa, Chordata, Mammalia, Rodentia, Muridae.
UGUGUGUGUGUGUGUGUGUGUGUGUGUGUGUGUGUGUGUGUGUAUAAUCUAGAGCCUGUAACUUGUUUUUCUGAUGUUUGGGGUAAGACCGUCUGUGUCUUUGUCUCCAUCUUUUAAAAUAAGGCCUAACAAAUGUAUUCUUCCCUCUCUCAUGCCACCCACUCAUCUUUAGGCAGGUUCCUGUGAGUGUUGUUAUUGAGGGCGUCUGCAGGCUAGUGGCAAAGAGCUUGAUGCUUGGGUUCCCUGUGAUCAUAAUUAGGUCUGUAGGUUUGAGAGGCCAAGCAGAGGUUCUCAUUUCGAUUUGGUUGGAGAGCUCGGUGGGCAUAACUGGGAGAUGUGAUAUAUGUGAAGAUUCACCCAAGAAUCUCCUCCUUGGCUGCUUAGAGAAGAGCUCUUUCAAGAUAUCAUGUCCCCAUCUUCCUCCUAAGGUGGAGUUCUUGGGACCAUGAAAGACAAAAACCCUACUCUUUCAUUAUUAGUGCCCUUCUGCCUCCCUCCUGAGUUAACAUCCUUAUCUAAAGGAAAAUCUAUACCCUCUGCCUUGGGAAGGCUAGCAAGGAGGGAGAAGAAAAGAAAAUUAAGAGACAAUUUGGUUGGCUGUCGUUAAUCCUGUCUAUUCCUGUGGGAAAACGAGCCUGCUGUCUUCGAUCUUUGUUAGCAGCUAGAUUGAGUUAAAGAAUACUGUAGCCUGUGAGGGAAAGGACGUUGCUCUUUCUGAAGAUACCUCAGAGCCGCCACCAACAUUUUUUUUUCCGUUAGUUAUGUCUCAGUCUGAGUCUGUGCUGGACGCUCGGCUGAUGCAGGAGAAGUAGCUACUAAGCGUGUCUGUGUUCUGAAGAGAAAGCCAGCCCAGUUAGGCCUUUUCUGGUGAAUCCAUCUCUCAACACAUCUACUGAUGCUUAACAAGGGAGCCAUUGGACUGGGGAGAUGCUAGAAACAGGCAAGCGCCAGGACCCAAACUCUAAUACCGAGUACAAAUGUCAAAAGCCAAAUCACUGGGUGCCAUGGGAAACACACACACACACACACACACACACACACACACACACGCACGCACACACACGCACAGCAGUAUGUACAUCCAAAAUCACAACUUUGUAAUCCUUCAAAUGCUUAUAUUUGAAUCUUCAGUUUAGGGCAAUCAGGACUGCCUAAAGGAACCACUUAACUGAAUGUAGCCAAAAGCUGGUUUCUUUCAGGUCCACCCCUUUUGCCUUCAGCCACGCCCGCCCGUUGACUUUGAAUAGACUUUGAAAGUCACACUAUAGGCUCUCCUCCAGAGAUCUUUCAAGUGAGGCUUGGAGCCACAGGCCUGUUCUCUUUUUCCCCUAUUCCCACAAGCUGGAAGCCAGGAAGGGAGGCAGAGAAUGUCUGCUGCUUUUAAAUGGACAGUUUGUGGAAUCAGCUUCUAGCAACGUUACUCGUUCAUGUGAACCAAAAAUAGCUGGAAGUAGGUCAGGUUGUAGAGAUGAGCGAGCCUCAGUUCACAUUCUGCUGACCUUACGAGGCUUUUUCUCAUGUACCGCGGCUGAGGGCUGGCUAAUGAUUUCAUAAAUGAGGAGAGAACAAUUCUCUUGUUUCCUGUAUGUUGCACAGAGCUCUAACGUUGUUAUUUCUUAACCUCAUGACAACCCUGAAAUCUGAAAUUUUUACCUGUAUUUUAUGUUUGAAAGAACCAGAAGGUCAUAGAAUUAACGUUGGAAUGCUUCAAGGACAUAACUCAUUUAGUGAAAGGGCGAAGAUUUGCCCAUAUUUUUCAGCCUGGAAGUAUUGAGGUUACUGUCCACAUUAAUGUAAACAUUGCAUAUAAUAUCUUAGUGAGAAAUCAUUUGAAUUCACAUUGGCAAGUAUUAAUGCCUCAUAAGACAAUGGAAAAUGCCAUUUUAUUAAGUCAUUUUUAAACAUGACAAUAAUGAGACACUUACUUAAAUUGAGUAUUUAGUAUAUACCAAGAAUUACAAUUGAGAGAAACAAGGAAGAUUCGAAUAAUUCAAGUGUCAGGUUGCAAAACUGCUCUGGAGAAGAAAGUGUGGUGUGAGUCAAGUGUGCACGUGUGCGCAGGCGUGCAUAUGUGUAUGCAUUCAAGUGUGAGUAAAUGCUAGUUUAUGGGUGCAGAAGAGAAGGCCCCAGAGCCAGUGUGAGGCUUGAGCAGACCACAAGGGAAGCGCAAAGCAGCCCUCUGUCAGCUGAAAGAAGAGGCAGCAGAGACAGCAGUGCAAAGGCCGUGAGGUGGGUGUGGCUGCUGCUGCAGUCUCCGCAGGGCUUGCCUUUCUGGGGAAUUUCCAGCCUUCACCACAUCCAUUCUGUGACAGCCUUUUAAGGGGUACAAGCAGGCAGAAGCUGCCUCCCAACCUGAGGCCAGGAGCUUAUGCAUAUGUAAAUCCCUCUCUCACAUGCAAGAUUCUCAAAUCAUUAUAAUUGAACAUUUAAAGCCUUCUCACCAAAAGGUAUUUUAGGCAUUUGGCUAUAUUGCCAAUUACAGCAUCAUCUUAAAAGAGAGGCUUUUAAAUUAAUUAAACCCAUUACACCUGAAUAUUUGAUUUCUGCCAACACAUAAUUUUAAGUUGUCACUUCAAAAUAAUUUGGGGAGGAUUUAGACUGUCAGACUUCCUUAGCUGCUCCUGGCAUUAAGAUGGAUAACAGGUAUAAGUGGCCCUAGCCAGGUGCUUUCCCCCUGGCCUGAGGCAGGCAGAUCUGCUGUCCUCAAGCCCUUCUGGCUGCUGUAACAGAGAUGCCAUGACUUAAACACCACACACAGACUUCUCCCUGCUCUAGAAACUGGGAAUAAGAUUAAAGUGUCCACAGAGUAAGUACGGCUGAGAGCUCAUGCAUAUGGCUCUCAUGGGUCCUCACAGGACCAAGGGGACUUGGGGCUUGUUUGAAAGUACACUAGCCCUGGACCUGGGAGAAGACCCAGGAAAGCACUUUCAAGUGCAAGUCCAAGGACCAGUUCUGAUCACAUGACUCCAUGUAACAGCUGAAUGGGUAUGCCAGGCUCCUAGAACUCCAGCUUCUGAAGGCAGGGAUGGGAUUCCCAGAGCAAGCUAGGUGCGUAGCUAGGCAAGCCAUGUCAGGGAGCUCUGGGUUUUAUUGAGACAUCCUACCUCAGUUAAUAAUUGAGAGAGCACUUGAGCAUGAUUCCUGACCUCAAUCCUGGCUUCUACAUGUAUACAGUGUGCAUAUACACGCACACACAUGUUCACGCCUGCUAAACAUGCAUAUACAUAAGUAUAACACACACACACACACACACACACUCACACACACACUAACCCCAGUCAAGAAGGUUCUCUUCACAUUGUCUCUCAAAGUUCCUGUCUCCUCUGAGCAUCAUAUUCUCCUGUUCAUUCAUUCAGUCUAUGACCAAAAUGUGUCUCUUCUUCAUUUCUUUGUCACCUUGACACACCUAGGAAGAACUUUAAUUAAAGAUUUUUUUUUCUCUAUCAGAAUGGCCUGUAGACAUGUCUGUGGGACAUUUUCUUGAUUGUUAAUUGAUGAGGGAGGGCCAGUCCACUGUAGGCAGAAAACCAUCCUGGACAGAUGGACCUAGAACCAUCCCUGGGUAAGGAAGCUGAGUGUGCACAUCAGAGAGAGCAAACCAGUGUGCAGCAUUGCUCCAUGGUUUCAGCCUCGCUGCCUCCCUCUAUGGUCCUGCCUUGAGCUGCCUUGGCUUUUCAUCAUGGUGGAGUAUGAUUUGUAAGCUGCAGUAAGUCUUUUCAUCCAUAGCUUGUUUUAUCAGAGCAACAAAAAGGGGAACUAGGGUACUGUCUGAGAAGUGACCUGGCCUCGCCCUUGUGACUCGUUAGGUAUGGGACGGGGCUCAGAAUCCUUCUUUCAGACAAAUUGCUUCCUUAAUGAAUCAAACCUAGGAGCCAACUUAAUGCCAGGUGAUGGGAAGUGCUCUGGAAUCCAGAGGCCUGGGGUGAGGCCUUGGUCUUGGCCAGGUGAGCAUAAACAGUCGCCAUGUUUUCCUUGAUGUGGCAGUGGCAGGGCACGCUUGCUUUUGCUGCUCUCCCAUGGCCUCCAAGUUGAGUGGCUUCACACCCUAUACUGUAGCUCUCAUGCAGAAGUGAGGGCCUAUGCUCUAGACUGGCAGUAUUCUAUCAGACAAAACCGUGAACUUCCUGGCAGAUCCCAUCCAAUCACACUUUGUCCUCCUCAGAAGCUCUUGAAGAGUCAGCUCUAGUGAAAGAGAGAAUCCAUCUUAGAGGGUGGUCUCAGGAACCAGGCCUCAUGCAGCCAAUCUUCUGCUAUGUUCUGUUUAGUCCUAUAGCCCUUUCUGGAUGCAAAUCUCAUUCUCCAGACUGAUGGUGUAUAGACAUCUAUGCUUUGGCAGUCUACCAGCUGUAUGGAUACAUGCCCAUGACUGAAACUCACAGGCUUAGAUCUCACCUGCUGAUUAUAGCUUUAUGUAAACCUAAAGAUUAAUGGGAAACUGUCUUAAGGGAGAAAGGAAUUAACACAGCUUUUCAAGACAUCAGUUUGGGAAAUGCUUAAGUACCUGCUGCAUUUCUUAUGUCAAGCUUACAGUACCCUGAAGUGAGCAUCAGCAUCUAAACAGAGAGUUGAAGGCACAAGCACCUAUGAUAACCAUUUAAAAAUAAAUAAUGCAUAAUUGAUCUAAUAAUCAGCUAACUGAUUUUUAAAAGAUUACAUUUACUUAGCAUGCAUGCACAUGCACACAUCACAGCAUCUAUGUAAAGGUCAGAGGUCAAUCUGUAGGCUUGGACCAUAUAGGCUGAAGGGAUCAAACUCAGGUUGUUAGGCUGAGCCAUGGGCGCCUUUACCCUCCUCUCUCCAUGUCUUCUCCAUGAAGCAUCCUUCUUUCCAGCUUGUCCAGGCUUUGAGUACCCAUCCUCUCUUGUAUAUUGCUGCUAGCCUUGCUGUUCCUCUGCUUGCAGAAGGAAAUCUGGGCUGUGAGGACAACACCAGCCACUGUUUCCUCCCCUGAAGAAGAUGGUUUUGCAGGCUGUGUUCAUCUUCCAGUGCUGAAGCUUUGCAACACCUGUACGUUUGCAAGAGAAAUUUAUCCGAUUCUGCAGGCUGAGCUAAUUGCAAUUCUCCAGUGUUAUUAUUAUUUGAAAUCUUCAGUGAAUCACCAAACCUCACUAAUUCUCAAACCAAAGUCUUUGUGUUAGGUGACGGUGGCCCAUCUAAUUACCAACAAUUAGAUGAGUAAGAACACCUGACCCCAGCAGUUCAGGUUCUAAUGAGACUCUGGUUCAGACAGUGUCAGCUAGAACCAGACAAAACAGGCUCACUCAGCCUUCCCUGUGACAAUAACAGAGCUGGUGGCAGCUGAGGAAAGUGGGAAAGUCAUUUUGUUCUUUCUGUCCUAGAUUCCAGGGGCUGCUUCGCUCUAGAGACCUUUUAAGCUUGUUUAGUUCUCUAUGAAAGCAACAGGAACAUAGAACAGGAAGGAGCCCAUAGAAGGGAGAGGCUGACCUAAUUUGAAUGUCCUCAGUUACUCAAAGGAACUGAAGCUUUAAAGGCACAGAGCCUCAAGGCUAGAGUUGUUUAGCUCUACACCCACACUCCCCUCAUGGCUUCUUCUCUUCCAUCCAUUGUACUCUGCACACGUGCAGAUUUCAUGUGCAUUAAAAGCAUCAUGCUGCUUUCAUCUGGAUUGAGUUCUGCUGGGGAAUGAACCCUUUGCUUUUGAGAGUACACUGUAGAAUGGAGAAGCUUGUUUUCGUUGGUUGUUUCCUUUAUGUCAAAGAAUGGCCAUUAGCUGUGCUAGAAUGGUUGGUCUUCUUGUUCCUCUUUGCUAUGGAGGGUCUUGGAUGUAAAAAAAAAAGGAUUAGAAACUCAGAAAAUGAAAUGUAAACGUCUAGUCUGUUGAUGGUGCAUAGUAUUAACAGUUUGAUGUUAAUGGCACGCUGGGUUGUGACCUUGGUUUAUCUGAGUCAGAGUUUGAGGACAUCGCGAAGCAGUAAGUGGUGAGAUUCUCUCUCUGUGCUUCUUGUUCUUCUGUGUAGUAACUGUGCACUUUUUAAAAGGGUCUCAAUCUGAAUACAUGGAAAUUUCUUCCAGGCUCCUCACUACAUGCACUGUAUUUUGUCCCUGUGAUUUGUAGAUUCUCACCAUUGUAAUGAACAGACCAUGCCAGAGGUCCCUGAGGGCAAAGAGGGUUGACCACAGAAGUCUUAGUGUCUAGAACAAAGAACGUGAUCAGCAGACAGAUGAGGGUUCUUGUCUCUGGAGAGCAAUGCAAAGGCAGUGCCCCAUGUCAAUAGCCAACUUGGAAAAAUGUAAAGGACUAAGUUAUUUUUCUUGAUGCUAUGACAAAAUAUGUAUGAAGAAGCAACUAAAAGGAUGAGUUUGCAUGGUUCAUGGUUUGUGAAGGGACACAGUCGAUCAUGGUAAGGGAAGGACUGGCAUCAGCAACCUGGUGGCUCUGGUCAUAUUGUGUCUAUAGUCAGGAAGCAGGAAGCAGGAAACAGGAAGCAGGAAGCAGGAAGCAAACAACAUGAAGUAGACAGAAAGUGGAACCCAAAUGUAAGUCUUCUGCUCCCCUCCCCCAGUGACUCACUUUUGCAAGUGGGGUUCCAUCCUAAACAGUUCAUCAGCUUCCAAAACAGAGCCAUGAGCUUGGCAAGCACAUGGUCAGACACACAAGCAAGCAUAUGGAGAUACUUCAGCGUCAAAACACAAGGACUUGUAAGAUACCUAGUAACCAGGCCAUAUUAAAAAAAAACAAAACAAAACCCCUUUUACUAUCUUCAGCAUAUAUCUGUCCGUUUUUACCCACUGCAGGUGUCCAAGCGGAAUACAAAGAAGUAGUUUCCUUGUAAGACAGAAGGGAGAGACAGCUCACAUCAUAAAACCACAGGUUGACAAACACAGUAAAGGGCCAGAGAGCAAAUGAUACCUUGAAUGCAUAGGUUGGGAUGUCCCAGAAGGCCCAGGUGGUAAAGGCUUGCCCCAAGGCUGGCACCACUGGGAUCUGUAGAAACAGUAUAGUGGCCCUUCUUAACUUCCUUUUACUUUCUGGUCAUGAUGUGAACAGUUUUGUCCCUUCAUGGGUGUUCCUGCCAUGGUGCUCUACCACACCACAGGCCCAAAGCAACAGGGCUUACCAAAAGUGGACAGAACCUCCAAGACUGCAAGCCACCAUACACCUGCUUAGGUAUUUUAUUAUAGCAGUGAAAGGCUGAUUAAUACCACAACCCCCCCUCCCCCGUCCAUCAUGUGAAACAGGAAAGCAGCCACACACAAAAGCACAAAGGAAAAACCAGGCUGGGCUCUAAUCAGACUUCAGUCACAGGUGCAGACAUGUCACCUUCUCACUGCCUUAUAUUAUGAAAUUCUACUCAAUUAGGAAAUUUCCAUAAGACACCUGACAGUGUGAAAUGUCUCAACUCACCGUACUUAUGUAUGCUUGCUAUCAGUGGUAACAGUGCUCAACCCUGAGAAUUUGAUUUUAUGAUGCGAUUAUUAAGGAGGGGGUACUUUCUUUCUCUGAGUGAUUUGAUGAUCUUAAGUGAGCAUGAUUCCUAUAUUAUUUGCAGAACUAAAAUUAGUUACUUAAAUAUAAAAAGAGAGUCACAUUUAAGAAGACACUGAGCAUGUUACUGUGAAUCUCAAUUAUAAUUGACCUAUGAUUUAUAAGAAUGUUCACAUUCACCUUUUCUGAAUAUAGCUUUUGGGAAUUCACGUCUGUAUAAAAGAAUUGGUUACUGAUGUUUGCUCUAUAGGAUCAAGAAUAAAAGCAGAAGCAGUGAACCUUGGGAAAGGACCUGGCAGGACUGGGAGGGGUUGUGGAUCUAAGGAACUAUGAAGACAAAAGAGCGCUAUCAGGACACAUUGCUCGUGUGUAAAGUAAAAGACUAAAUUAAUAAAUAAAAAUUAAAUAAACUGGAGUAUCUUUUCCAGGCAAUUGGUAUUAAAAUAAGGCAGGCAUGUACUAAUCCCACAAUCCAUACGGAUUCAAGUUAGAAAUGCAACAUUUGCCCACAUGUGCUACUAGGGCACACGCCUGGAAAACGGGUGGCAUCUUUCUCCGGGUACUACUGUUGUUUUAAUCAGGUUUUCUGGACUUUCAAAGUCGUUGGUUAAAUUAGAACUGACACAUAUGUUAAUUAGCUGGGUGGCAGGGUAGAGAUAAACAGGCAAAACAGAAUGACAACAUGUUCCCUUUAAAAAAAUGGUGACUCUGAAUAGUAUUUGGUUCUGUUUGUCAGUAAUUGUGUAUCUUCCUCUGUCCUUGCCUGGUGUGUUAAUCUGCUAGUCUGAAAUCUUUUUUAUCUGCCUGUACUGUGAGAUCCUUCUUUGCCAUAAUCCAUCUGUGUCCUACAGGAGGUGAACCUGCCUUUCAGGACUGGCAUGGUGGUGGACAGUAUUAAUGUGUAUAAAAGGAAAAACUCCUUGAAUAAUUUAAUGACCAAAUGUCAUCUGGGGAAAAGGGGUCAGUAUGGAAAAUGACUUUUCCUAUCAGCUUUAAAAAUCACAGUGUGGCUUGCCUUUCUUAUGUGCAAAUCAAAUAUCAAAUUGAAGGAUGUUUAUACAUCUUUCUGUAGGAUGUUUAAUGUUUUGCAUUUCCUAUUAGAACAAGGAAGCGUCUAUAGCAUUUUUGUUUACUUCUGUUAAAAGAAAGGAAAAAAAAACACAACAGAAAACCUAACCAACCGUCAGAACCUCAAUAAACGAACCAGCAAAAGAAAGUCCUCCUUCUUUCCAGAACAACAGAUGCUGCCUUUGACCUUGGGAUUUAAGGGCAAAUCUAUCCUUGUUUACACGUCUUGAAUUUCUUGGAUUUGCCAGUAUGAGGACAGCCGUUGGGGACGAAGCGCUCCAAGUAUGUAAGCCAUGAAAAGAAAAUGAGUCUGGGCAGCUGUUGCUGCAGAAAUCACGCUUUUGUCUGUUUCCAGUUCACUCAUACGGAGAAUUUUAAGAAUUAAAAAGAAAAAAAAAAGGAGGAAAAAAAAAGGAAAGGCAACUACAUUUAAUCGAAAGACUCCUGCCACAGAUGUCACAGCUUGGGAGCUGGCCUCUCCAUCUGACACAUUGCCUCCCCGUGAGGGAAUCGAGUUUCCAGGAGGCUACAUUUGCUUUGCUGGGCCCCCUUGUGGGGUUGGAUAAGGAAACAUAGCCAGUGCUAUGCUCAGCCAGCCAACCAGAGGGACCCACUGGUGAGCGAGCUCAUUGGUUCUCUGUGGCAGAGGGAACUACUGAUGAGCGAGCUCAUUGGUUCUCUGUGGCAGAGGGAACUACUGAUGAGCGAGCUCAUUGGUUCUCUGUGGCAGCUUUUCUACAAUGAAGGCUGGAAAGACCUUGUGAGAAAUGAGAGACAAGUGAGAUUCCUCUGCUGCAUGUUUGCCCACAUGUGGUUCCUAGCUCGGUGGCGGAGGGGCACUGGGUCGUCAUGUCAAAACGGGCCAGCUUGCUGCCAUUAAGGUUAUGGAUGUCACAGGGGAUGAAGAGGAAGAAAUCAAACAAGAAAUUAACAUGUUGAAGAAAUAUUCUCAUCACAGGAACAUUGCUACAUACUACGGUGCUUUUAUCAAAAAGAACCCUCCUGGCAUGGAUGACCAACUCUGGUUGGUUAUGGAGUUCUGUGGUGCUGGCUCUGUCACUGACCUGAUCAAGAACACGAAAGGCAACACAUUGAAAGAGGAGUGGAUUGCAUACAUCUGCAGGGAGAUCUUACGGGGCCUGAGUCACCUGCACCAGCACAAAGUGAUUCAUCGAGAUAUCAAAGGGCAGAACGUCUUGUUGACUGAAAAUGCAGAGGUUAAGCUAGUGGAUUUUGGAGUGAGUGCCCAGCUUGACCGAACUGUGGGCAGGAGGAACACGUUCAUCGGGACUCCCUACUGGAUGGCACCAGAAGUCAUUGCCUGUGAUGAGAACCCGGAUGCCACAUAUGAUUUCAAGAGUGACUUGUGGUCUUUGGGAAUCACCGCCAUUGAGAUGGCAGAAGGUGCCCCCCCCCUCUGUGACAUGCAUCCCAUGAGAGCCCUCUUCCUCAUCCCACGGAACCCUGCACCUCGGCUCAAGUCUAAGAAGUGGUCAAAAAAAUUCCAGUCAUUUAUCGAGAGCUGCUUGGUAAAGAAUCACAGCCAGCGGCCAGCCACGGAGCAGUUGAUGAAGCACCCAUUCAUACGAGACCAACCUAAUGAGAGGCAGGUCCGCAUCCAGCUGAAGGACCACAUUGAUCGAACAAAGAAGAAGCGAGGAGAAAAAGAUGAGACUGAGUAUGAAUACAGCGGAAGUGAGGAAGAAGAGGAAGAGAAUGACUCUGGGGAACCCAGCUCCAUUCUGAACCUACCAGGGGAGUCAACACUGCGAAGGGACUUCCUGAGACUGCAGCUGGCCAACAAGGAGCGCUCAGAGGCCCUGCGGCGCCAACAGCUGGAGCAGCAGCAGCGGGAGAAUGAAGAACACAAGCGGCAGCUACUGGCUGAGCGCCAGAAGCGCAUCGAAGAGCAGAAGGAGCAAAGGCGGAGGCUGGAGGAGCAACAAAGGCGAGAAAAAGAGCUUCGGAAACAGCAGGAGCGGGAACAGCGCCGGCACUACGAAGAACAGAUGCGUCGGGAGGAGGAGAGGAGGCGUGCCGAACAUGAGCAGGAAUACAUCAGGCGGCAGCUAGAAGAAGAGCAAAGGCAGUUAGAGAUCUUACAGCAGCAGCUACUGCAUGAGCAAGCUCUACUUCUGGAAUAUAAGCGCAAACAAUUGGAAGAACAGAGACAAGCAGAAAGACUGCAGAGGCAGCUAAAGCAAGAGCGGGACUAUCUGGUUUCCCUCCAGCAUCAGCGGCAGGAGCAGAGGCCCCUGGAGAAGAAGCCACUGUACCAUUACAAGGAGGGCAUGAGUCCUAGUGAGAAGCCGGCCUGGGCCAAGGAGGUAGAAGAACGCUCAAGACUCAACCGACAGAGUUCACCUGCCAUGCCUCACAAGGUUGCCAACAGGAUCUCGGACCCCAACCUGCCCCCAAGAUCAGAGUCCUUCAGCAUUAGUGGGGUUCAGCCUGCAAGGACACCCCCAAUGCUCAGACCUGUUGACCCCCAGAUCCCGCAGCUGGUAGCUGUCAAAUCCCAGGGACCUGCCUUGACGGCCUCCCAGUCAGUACAUGAGCAACCCACAAAGGGCCUGUCUGGGUUCCAGGAGGCUCUGAAUGUGACCUCUCACCGGGUCGAGAUGCCACGCCAGAACUCGGAUCCCACCUCAGAAAACCCUCCUCUCCCCACGAGAAUUGAGAAGUUUGACAGAAGCUCUUGGUUACGACAGGAAGAAGACAUUCCACCAAAGGUGCCUCAAAGAACAACUUCUAUAUCCCCAGCACUAGCCAGAAAGAAUUCCCCUGGCAAUGGCAGUGCUCUGGGCCCCAGACUUGGAUCUCAGCCCAUCAGAGCAAGCAACCCUGAUCUGCGCAGGACAGAGCCAGUCCUGGAGAGUUCCCUGCAGCGGACAAGCAGUGGCAGUUCCUCCAGCUCCAGCACUCCCAGCUCCCAGCCCAGCUCCCAAGGAGGCUCUCAACCUGGCUCCCAAGCAGGAUCUAGUGAGCGGUCCAGAGUGCGGGCCAACAGUAAGUCCGAAGGAUCACCCGUGCUCCCCCAUGAGCCUUCCAAGGUGAAACCAGAAGAAUCCAGAGACAUCACACGGCCCAGUCGGCCAGCUAGCUAUAAGAAAGCUAUAGAUGAGGGAGAAAUGGAUCUGACGGCAUUAGCCAAAGAAUUACGAGAACUCCGCAUUGAAGAAACAAACCGCCCCCUGAAGAAAGUGACUGAUUACUCUUCCUCCAGCGAGGAGUCGGAGAGCAGUGAGGAAGAAGAGGAAGAUGGAGAGAGUGAGACACAUGACGGGACGGUGGCUGUCAGUGACAUACCCAGACUAAUACCCACCGGAGCUCCAGGGAACAAUGAGCAGUACAACAUGGGGAUGGUCGGGACACAUGGGCUGGAAACUUCGCAUGCGGACACCUUUGGCGGCAGCAUUUCAAGAGAAGGAACCUUGAUGAUCAGAGAGACGGCUGAAGAGAAGAAGCGAUCUGGCCACAGUGACAGUAAUGGAUUCGCCGGUCACAUCAAUCUCCCAGACCUUGUACAGCAGAGCCAUUCGCCAGCUGGAACUCCCACUGAGGGGCUGGGCCGCGUCUCCACUCAUUCCCAGGAGAUGGACUCUGGGGCUGAAUAUGGUAUAGGGAGCAGCACCAAAGCCUCUUUCACCCCCUUCGUGGACCCUCGAGUGUACCAGACAUCGCCCACUGAUGAAGAUGAAGAGGAUGAUGAGUCUUCAGCUGCUGCCCUGUUUACUAGCGAACUUCUUAGGCAAGAACAGGCCAAACUCAAUGAAGCGAGGAAGAUUUCAGUGGUAAAUGUGAACCCAACAAACAUUCGCCCUCAUAGUGACACACCGGAAAUCAGAAAAUACAAGAAACGCUUCAAUUCAGAAAUACUUUGUGCAGCUCUAUGGGGUGUGAACCUUCUGGUGGGGACUGAAAAUGGCCUGAUGCUUUUGGACAGAAGUGGCCAAGGCAAAGUCUACAACCUAAUCAACCGGAGGCGGUUUCAGCAGAUGGAUGUGCUAGAAGGACUAAAUGUUCUUGUCACGAUAUCAGGAAAGAAGAACAAGCUCCGUGUGUACUAUCUCUCAUGGUUAAGAAACAGAAUCCUGCACAAUGACCCAGAAGUGGAAAAGAAGCAGGGCUGGAUCACUGUCGGUGACUUGGAAGGCUGCAUCCAUUACAAAGUCGUUAAAUAUGAAAGAAUCAAGUUCCUGGUGAUUGCCUUAAAGAAUGCAGUAGAGAUAUAUGCGUGGGCCCCUAAACCUUACCAUAAGUUCAUGGCAUUUAAGUCUUUUGCAGAUCUUCAGCAUAAGCCUCUGCUCGUUGACCUCACAGUAGAAGAAGGUCAAAGGUUAAAGGUCAUAUUUGGCUCACACACUGGUUUCCAUGUAAUUGAUGUUGAUUCUGGAAACUCCUACGAUAUCUAUAUACCAUCCCAUAUUCAGGGCAAUAUCACUCCUCAUGCUAUCGUCAUCUUGCCUAAAACAGAUGGAAUGGAGAUGCUUGUCUGCUAUGAGGAUGAAGGGGUGUACGUGAACACCUACGGCCGGAUCACUAAGGAUGUGGUGCUCCAAUGGGGAGAAAUGCCCACAUCUGUGGCCUACAUUCAUUCCAAUCAGAUAAUGGGCUGGGGCGAGAAAGCUAUUGAGAUCCGGUCAGUGGAAACAGGACAUUUGGAUGGAGUGUUUAUGCAUAAACGAGCUCAAAGGUUAAAGUUUCUAUGUGAAAGAAAUGAUAAGGUAAAUCCGUUUCAACUUUGCUUUAGUGUUUGCAUUUUAAGAGACCACCAGGUACCUGUGAAACCUUCAUUUUCCUUUAUACUGACUCAAGUCACAUCUGUGUUCAAUGAUCAAUGACAAUGAAGUGGCAUUACUUGGUUUGAUUCAUGUGAACAUUCAGAAUCUAUGACUCAUGCAUCCAAACCAGCAUAAAACAUCUCUUACUUUCUUGUAAACUCUUGGUGACUUUUGUGGCCUGAGGGCCUUCCAGUGACUUGACAACCAUUGUAGACUCUCCUAUGCACUUAGAGCAGCUAGCCCAUCAUUGGUCACCUCAUAGUGGGUUAGCCUUAUGCCUUCACUUUUAGGCCUUUCACAGAGACAGUGUUGGGACCUAGCUUUCAUAUUAUAUUCACCUUUAAGUGUAGAAAAUAUGACAUGUAGAAAUAUGAGCUUCUAAACAAUGUCACUCAUUCCUAAGAAACAUAGUCACAAACUCUACUCCUGCCAUGUCCUGUCUCAUUUCAGCCAUGUGUCUCCUGACAUGUCACAAGGGUUGGGGGGGGGGGCUACAUUCCAACGGAAGUGACCAUGUCUGUCCAGCAUGAUCUCUCGCCUCAAAGGAGUAUACUUAAGUGGUCAUGCUCUGCCUUGCCCUCCCUGGAGAGUAAUCCGGAGUCUUUAAUAGCUAAUCUACAUUUGUGAGCCCACCCUUUGAGACUAUGUUCACCCGACCAACCAUGUCCACAUAGAGAAUAACGUGAUGGGUUGAACUGUUUACAUUUCUAUAUUCACCCCAGUUCCCCAGAGGCCAGACUGCUCUUUAUCCCACCCUGGUAAUAUGGAUCUGGAUUCUUUGACCCUGGCUAACUAUUUCUGACCUGGUAUGGUCUAGUGGGCAGUAGCUCUGGAAGACGAGGAUAGUUACCAGGGGUCUUAUCAGAGUAUGCCAGAAACCAGUCUUAACAAUUGAGACUCCAACACUUCUGCAGUCCCUAGAUCCUAAGAAAUGAGAUGUUCUGUGUGUUGACCACUAUACUGUAGUUCUCAGUGACCCACCCCAGCAGGCCUGGUCCAACCCAUCCUCUCGGGCUAGUGCCUCUAGUUUACUCCCUGAGCUCACAACUAGCAACCUUUUCAGCAGAUCUCCACUCUUCUCCCUGUUUCUAUUCCCUGACCCCUGAGUAGCUGUAGUUUCCCCUGUAGCUUUAGCUAAAUAUCAAGCAACUCCACAAGCUUCUUAAGAAGCCAUGGACACCAAGUAGCACAAACUUUCACUAGUGACACACUCAUUCCUCAGACCACAGACACUGGCUUACUGAAGGGCUAUUGCACAGCCCCAUAUAGUAUUUUCCUGGGGCAGUGGUUCACUGACAAUCAGCUCAAGCAAGCAGUCAUCUAAAUUCUGCUCACUUCGCCCAGGCCUUUGAUAAAAUGAUUGAACUGGCUCAGACCUAAUGGACUGUGCUUCUGCUUAUUAAUACCAUUAUCUCCCUUGGCCUGGGAUCUGCUAGCAUCAGCAGAGAGCCUAAGUGUUAACCCAAAGAACACUGUAAACACUGGCCAUUGACACUGAGCCGAUGCACAGUGAGGAUAGGACAUGUGAGAGAAAAUGGCUGGCAGUUGAAGAAAAAGAAGGGGGAAAACAGAAACCCAUGAAGUUGAACUAACUUGUUUUUAAUUUCAAACAGGUAUUUUUUGCAUCCGUGCGAUCUGGAGGAAGUAGCCAAGUGUUUUUCAUGACCCUCAACAGAAAUUCCAUGAUGAACUGGUAACAGAAGAGCACUUGGCACUUAUCUUCAUGGCGUUAUUUCUAAUGUAAAAGAACAUAACUCAUGUGGACGUAUGCCAGUCUAGAGGCAGAAUCAGAAGGCCUGGUUGAACAUACUGCUCUCUCCGUUUCCUCUCCCUCCAUCUCUCCCAAUAUAGUCCUUUUUGGUGUUGCAGCCUGGUUGAGAAGGAGAGAAAGAGGUGGCGGGAAUGGCUGGGCAAGCGAUUCCGAGGAUGCUGCAUUGUCUGUGGACAGAGAUGGACCUUGUGCCCUUCGGAGUUAGGGAUAGAGACAAAUAUUGUGUGCUCUUAUGAUUAAGCUGUGUUCAUGCUGGCUUUUCAGUUCUUUUUGGUUUGGAACUUUUUAACUUUUUCCCCCCUUUACCACCUUACUUUGUAAGAAUGGGGGGAAAUGCAUACUGGGAACAUAGUCUUUUUAAAAUUCUGUCUGCCUGCUAGCUUUAAGUAUAUGGUAUGUUGUAAAAGUUCCAACUCCCAGUAGUGAGAAACAUCGCAAUAAAUGGACCCUAUCUCCCUGCACUGAAGGCCAUAACCACAUAGUGGGGUAAUUUAAGAAUUUUCUUGCCUUCACUAACCCAAGAGGCUAUUUUUGUUUUGUCUUGUUUUGUUUUAUUUUAUCUUUUUUUUUUAAUUGCUACUGGCUAAUGAAUUUUUGAAAGAGAAGCAAAAUAGCUGGUUUUCUCCUCUCUGGGGAAAUAGAUUUUAAAUGGCUAAACUAUUAGCCUUAACCUAAUAAAAUCAACUACCACUCUUGUGAGUCUGUCAGGCCAUAUUUUGAUAUGGCCCUUUCUGGAAUGGAGGGUGUUGAAUGGGACAGCGAUGCCAUUGAGUUGAGUGGGCUUGUGACUGGGGAGGGACUCUGGGAUGUGACUGUCCCUCAAUUAUUAUGCAACAGAUCAGGGCAAAAGAUGGGAUGACAGGUGGGUCACCCAGAAGGAGCUUCUGAGAAAUGAGCUAAUAUGUCUAUGUAAAUACACACAUGUUCUUUCUUCAAGGCACAAAGCCUCCUUGAUAAGAGGUCCCUUCAGUUGGGCUUUGUUAGGACUGUGACUGGUUGAGAUCUUUCCCAGAGCUGGGGGUACAUAACAGCCAUGCUCUGGAAACCCUCCCAAGGGUGCCACUUUCUCAACAGAAAAACUGUGAUGGAGAAGAAUUACUAAUAAAUGUUCCUGAGCUGCCUGUGUUCUUACUGGGUCGAGGGACUAACUAGACUUGCAAGGCUGCCGCACACAGCAGGCACCAAAAGCUCAGAUUUUAGGGAACCUAAAGGCAAGGCUUUGACAAAAUUCUAAGACUCUAAUCAUGUUAUGUUCCUCCAAACUUUCCAACAUACUGUUAACAACAUCUGUGCAGAGAUGUGUAUGUAUUUAGUUCAGGUUGACUUGUGUCCUUAUAGAAACCCUUACUCGAAUGAUUUGAACCUUUAUGUGACUGACUGGGAUUUUCCUCAAAGCUAUAAGCAUGGCCGCCUACGGUAUCCAGGUGUUGCGAAAUGGUAUCUGUGCUGUGCUUCCUGUUUUAACCUACCUCGUUUUGUUUGUUUUUGUUUCUCUGUUCAUCACAGCAGUGUUAUCUCCAGGAGACAUAUAGAGAGCUCACCUGGCAAUCUCAGCUGUAUUGAAUAUUUUCAAAACAGUAGUUGACCAAAUUGUUCUUUAGAAAUUGGAGGGGGAAAAAAAAUCUCCAAUGACAAAAACCUAAUGCAGGUUGUUUUUAAAGAAUACAAUUACUGUAAAUGGAUCAAAAAAGAAAGACAAAAACUGGGAUUCUCCUGAUUUUGCCUAAAGAAAUGAGCAGCUGAUGUACUAUUAAUGAGAACGAAACUUAUAUUAGGAAAACGGCACCUUUUUAAUCUGGUAGUUGGCCAAAGGGGAUGAGAAAGGGGACUAUUCUGAGUUCUGGACUAGGGGAAAAUCUGUAAUCUCCACAGGUGAUUAUUGUUUGCAGUUAUCUGAAGCAGGUAACACACAGAAAUAUAGUCAGGGUGGUCUUCAAGUGAUCACCAGGAUGCGCCCGUCAUGGUCCCUCUAGCUCUCAAAGGCAAUGAAAUCCUUCCGUUCUCAUUUUUACUGCUGGGGUUAUGCUGCCAAACAACAUUGUCCUCAUGAAUUCCAUGGGACAAAUUCAGCAAUAGAUCUGGGUUGAAUUUAGCAACUACCAUAAUUGGAUGCUGAUAUGGACAAAAAUAAUGUAGAUUUGGGUCUUGUCUCCAAAUGCGAUUGCCACCAGCUCUUUAUAUUGCUGCUGUGAUGUUUUGAACCUGAGGCUUCCUUAAAUUAUGUUGCAAACUGAUCUUUGUUUUAAUGUUUUGUUUCGUUUCAUUAUUUCUAAGCGAUACAUCUGAAACACACAGCUUUAAAUGAUUUUUUAUUGUGGGACUUUGGGUACAGUUAAGAAAUAAAAGGGAAUCAUUGUGUUUAAACAUAA